AUGGCUCGUCAGUCUCGCUCCUCUCGCCCUGCUGCCCGUCCCGCCGCACCUGCUGCUCAGCAGACCCGCAGCGCGCACACCGCCGCUGCCCCCCACCCCAGUGCGGGCUACCCGCCUGCGCAUGCACCCCCGGCGCCGCCCCAUGCCGCGCAGGCGUCGUCCGGCCAGCCAGGCAUGCUCGCGCAGAUGGCUGCCACUGCGGGUUCCGUCGCCGUUGGCUCAACGAUCGGCCACGGGCUCUCCAGCAUGCUCUUCGGCGGCUCCUCGCACCCCGCCCCCGCCCCGGUCGACCAGGCCGCGCCCGUGCAGCAGCAAACGUACCAGCAACCCCAGGGUAUGAGCUGCGAGAUUCAGGCGAAGGAUUUCACGAAGUGUCUCGAGGCCGCGGACGUGAACGCGUGCUCGUGGUACCUCGAGCAGCUCAAGGCCUGCCAGGCUGCGGCGUCCCGCUACACGGGCGCGUAG
Molecule: messenger RNA, 465 nt
Organism: Epithele typhae
Lineage: Eukaryota; Fungi; Basidiomycota; Agaricomycetes; Polyporales; Epitheliaceae
Exons: 4
Coding region: 1-465 (154 amino acids)
Biological process (GO): mitochondrion organization
Cellular component (GO): nucleus; mitochondrion
Source: RefSeq, a predicted model, not a curated record